Messenger RNA from Entrophospora candida, 365 nucleotides. NCBI's taxonomy places the organism in Eukaryota, Fungi, Glomeromycota, Glomeromycetes, Entrophosporales, Entrophosporaceae. The record is from the annotation of a GenBank genome assembly.
CUUCAACUGAAUUUGUAGAAAAAGCUGAUGCUGUAACAAUAUCACAAACAGUCAUGAGUGUUUUAAAUUCCUAUAACAUAUCAUAUAGCAAUGUCAUUUUUUUUAUUUCUGACAAUGCAAGUUAUAUGAAAUUAGCAUAUUCUUUUUUAUCUCCAUUUUUACCAAACAUGUUUCAUAAUUGCUGUUUGGCACAUAUCUUUAGUUUAGUAGGUGAAUGUUGGAUCAAUUUUAAAAAAUUUGAGUUAGUAGAUUUUUUUGUAGCAAAUUUCAAAUCAUUAUUUACUUAUAGUAAUUAUAGGAAAAAACGAUGGAUUGAGCAUCUUGAAAAUAAUAAUAUUUCAUCACCAUCAUUGCCACCAGUACCA